Molecule: messenger RNA, 957 nt
Organism: Coccidioides posadasii C735 delta SOWgp
Lineage: Eukaryota; Fungi; Ascomycota; Eurotiomycetes; Onygenales; Onygenaceae
Gene: GCN3
Product: translation initiation factor eIF-2B subunit alpha
Biological process (GO): translational initiation
Cellular component (GO): eukaryotic translation initiation factor 2B complex
Molecular function (GO): translation initiation factor activity; guanyl-nucleotide exchange factor activity
Source: RefSeq, a predicted model, not a curated record
AUGCCAAUUGCCGCCAUUGAGGCCUUAGUCCUACUACUAACUCACUCUCCUUCAUCGACUAUUUCCGAAACCCUCGACCUCCUAAAGACACACACGGAGCGCCUGAAGCGGGCAAUCCCGAACCCCAUCGGCCUUUCCGCCGGCACCGACCUUUUCCAACGAUACAUAAUCAGCACCCUGCAGAGGCCGGGGAAGCUAGGGCCUGCGGGAGACUUCAACGCUAUAAGAGCGCAUCUGCUAUCAAACGGUCGGCUGUUUAUCAAACGGGCCAAGGAGAGCAGAGAUAAGAUCGCAGCUUUUGGCAGUGGAUUUGUACGGGAUGGGAGUACGGUGUUGACGAACGGUGGCUCUCGCGUGGUAGGCGCUCUGCUGAAAAAGGUUGCUGCGGAGGGUCAUGAGUUUAGUUCUUCUCCCGUGCGGUUUCGCGUGAUAUAUGUGCUCCAUGAUGGGCAUGAUAACGGCAAUUCUCAGACCGAUCGAGAUACGGAAGGGAUGGAUAUUGUUCUCUCACUUAGAUCGAAAGGUGUUCCUGUUGCGACAAUUCCAGAGUCCGCGGUCGCUUACUCCAUGGGGAUGGUGGACAUGGUGAUUGUGGGUGCUGAAGGGGUCGUCGAGAACGGAGGUAUAAUAUCCCGACUGGGCACGUACCAGAUGGGACUGUUGGCCAAAUCGGUGGGCAAGCCAUUCUACGUCGUCACCGAAAGCCAUAAAUUCGUCAGGUUAUACCCGCUGGGCCAGUACGACUUGCCGAUCAGUCAGCACAUUAUGGAUUUCAAGACCAGUGAUGAUUCGAUCAAAAAAGAGGUGCCGAAGGAGGAGACGCCGAAAUCUGGCGCCCUGCCCAAGCGCGAGGCGGUGGAUUUCACACCACCACAUUUAAUAACUGCUUUGAUAACAGAAGGGGGAGUGCUUACGCCGAGUGCGGUCAGUGAGGAGCUGAUCAAAAUCUGGUUUUAA